This is a messenger RNA of Staurois parvus, 339 nucleotides long. The record is from the annotation of a GenBank genome assembly. NCBI's taxonomy places the organism in Eukaryota, Metazoa, Chordata, Amphibia, Anura, Ranidae.
UGGGCACAGGUGGGUGGCACUGGUGGGCACAGGUGGGUGGCACUGGUGGGCACAGGUGGGUGGAACUGCUGGGCACAGGUAGGUGGCACUUCUGGGCACAGGUGUGUGACACUGCAGAGUGGCACAGGUGGGUGCACUGCUGGGCACAGGUGGGUGCACUGCUGGGCACAGGUGGGCGGAACUUGCGGGUGGCAUUGCUGGGCACCGAUCAUCAGGGCACUGAUCAUCAUUGCCCUGAUGAUCGGUGCCGAUCCCCGCUCUGACAACUGCCGGUUCUCGGCAGUACUUUCCUCACGAUCUGACAGCGUGAGGAAAGUGCAGCCGAGAACCGCAUUUGCA